Messenger RNA from Drepanopeziza brunnea f. sp. 'multigermtubi' MB_m1, 432 nucleotides. NCBI's taxonomy places the organism in Eukaryota, Fungi, Ascomycota, Leotiomycetes, Helotiales, Drepanopezizaceae. The record is from RefSeq and is a predicted model, not a curated record.
AUGCGUUUCAACAACAAUCUCUCGCUCGCUUUUUUCUUUAGCGUCGCAACCGCUUUUCGUCGAACCUGCACAUACGACACUACAGCCGACAACGACGUGCCCGGCUCUUACACUAUAGCAGACAACGAUAAUUGGAGUAACAUCGCGGCGGACUUUUGCAGUAAUAUCCAGCAGCUGCAAACUAUGAACUCUCGUGCCUCGAUGACUGUGGGACAAACUUUGAGAGUUCCUUGCAGAACUCGAUCGCGUGAUUGCGGCAAGAUCCCGGGCAGCGGAUAUGGGUAUUAUACGGUCGUCGACGGCGAUAACUUGCAGCUUAUUGCGAGGGAUUUUUGCGCAGACAUCGAUGGUUUGUCGCUCUUAAACCCCGACGUUAAAGACUACAAAAUCACCGCUGGCAUGGUCCUCCAAGUUCCUUGCUCUUGGAACUAG